Molecule: messenger RNA, 543 nt
Organism: Dentiscutata erythropus
Lineage: Eukaryota; Fungi; Glomeromycota; Glomeromycetes; Diversisporales; Gigasporaceae
Source: the annotation of a GenBank genome assembly
AUGGAACUCGAGAAGCAGAGCAAGGAUCCUAAAGAGAAAGCAUAUCACAAAUUAAUGAGAGAAAUCUUUAAUACAAAGAUGUUUUAUGAAGCAUCCAAACAAGAUAGGUUUGAAUCCCGAGCAGAGUAUUAUAAAAAUAAAAUAGAAGACUGUGUAUUCGAGUACCUUUCUCAAGUGGGAGAAAAUAAAAAAGGAUGGUUAUCUCGUGGAGCAGUUGGGACAUUGCGUCAAGUAAUAACUUCGCAAAAAGUAUUGGAUUUGCUUGAUAUAGCUGAAAAUAAAGGACUCGAAAGUCCCAAAAUACAAACUUCAGAUACUGUCCCAAUUUGUACAUGUGAACAUGCGGAUGAAAUCAAUUGUUACAUUAAGAAAGAGUUGAAUGAUUUGUCUCGAGAAUUGCUUGAAAACAGCAAAAAAACUUUUGGAUCUCUUAUGCAAGAAAUCACUAAACAGUUUGAGGAGCAGGUUAAUAUUAAUAAUAAAUUGCGCAGUGAAAUAGAUCGACAGAAGUUGUUAUUGCAAGAGGACAGAAAGAAAACUUGA